Molecule: messenger RNA, 2026 nt
Organism: Rubroshorea leprosula
Lineage: Eukaryota; Viridiplantae; Streptophyta; Magnoliopsida; Malvales; Dipterocarpaceae
Source: the annotation of a GenBank genome assembly
AGUUUGGAAGCACAACAACAUUCCCGGAACUCGUGAAAACCAAGGAUUAGCAUCUCCAGAUGAGUUUGUUACUUAUGUAUACGAUGAUAAUAUAAUCAUUGAUCGCAACUAAUAAAUCCCAUUUCGUCGUGUGAUUUUUACCACAAUCAAGGAUAGAUUGUUAUAGUAUUCAACUACCGUUCAAAUAAGUCAGAAGACAAGCACAAUUCUCCAGAAAUAUACAAUACGUAUAUACGUAUAUACGUAUAUUGUAUAUUAAUGGCAGGGGGACAGAAGCAAGGAGAAAAGGCUUCUGCAUCCGUAGACCCAAAUCCAUCGGCGUCGACAGAGAUGGUGGACACGAACUCAGUCUCAAUAUCAGCCCCGAACCCAUCAUGGUUUACUCCCAAAAGGUUGCUGGUUAUCUUUUGCAUUAUCAAUAUGUUAACUUAUAUUGAUCGAGGGGCAAUAGCCAGCAAUGGUGUGAAUGGUAGUCGCAGAACAUGCACAGAAAGUGGUGAAUGCACAUCUGGUAGUGGAAUUCAGGGAGAAUUUAACUUGAACAAUUUUGAAGACGGAGUUCUGUCAUCUGCAUUCAUGGUUGGACUUCUGAUUGCUUCCCCAAUAUUUGCGUCAUUAGCAAAGAGUGUUAAUCCCUUUAGACUUAUUGGAGUUGGAUUAUCAGUUUGGACCCUUGCUGUAAUUGGUUGUGGUUUUUCAUUCAAUUUUUGGUCCAUUGCAAUCUGCCGCAUGGUGGUUGGUGUUGGUGAGGCAUCAUUUAUAAGUCUUGCAGCCCCAUUCAUUGAUGACAAUGCGCCAGUUUCUCAGAAAACAGCAUGGCUUGCCAUAUUUUAUAUGUGCAUACCGUCUGGAUAUGCCCUUGGAUAUGUUUAUGGUGGAGUGGUUGGAAGCCAUUUUGGUUGGCGCUAUGCAUUCUGGGUGGAGGCUAUAUUUAUGAUUCCAUUUGCUGUUCUAGGUUUUGUAAUGAAGCCUUUGCAACUAAAAGGUUUUGCUCAUGCUGAAUCAAAAAAGGCUCUGACGUCUGUGGAGACAGCUGCUACAGAAGUUCAAGGUGGGAAUGAUGGCACUAUGUCUGUGACGGAAGAAUUUGGUGAUAAAAGUCCCAAAAAGAAUUCUGGGUUGAUAGGCCGAUUGUUUGAUCGAAAUCAGUUUUCGAGAUUUAUAAAAGAUAUGAAAGUGCUUCUGCAUGAAAAGGUUUAUGUUGUCAAUGUUCUAGGUUAUAUUGCCUACAACUUUGUUAUAGGUGCAUACUCUUAUUGGGGACCUAAGGCUGGUUAUAAUAUUUAUAACAUGACCGAUGCAGAUCUGAUAUUUGGAGGGAUGACUAUUAUCUGUGGAAUAUUGGGUACACUAGCCGGAGGUUUUGCUCUUGAUUUUAUGACUAACACAAUCUCCAACGCUUUUAAGCUGCUUUCAGUGACAACAUUUAUUGGGGCAGUGUUUUGCUUCACUGCCUUUUGGUUUAAGAGCAUGUAUGCGUUCCUAGCUUUUUUUGCAAUUGGUGAACUGCUGGUCUUUGCCACACAGGGUCCUGUUAAUUUCAUUUCUCUGCACUGUGUUAAACCAAGUUUGAGACCAUUAUCUAUGGCGAUAUCAACUGUUUCAAUCCACUUAUUUGGGGACGUUCCUUCCUCACCACUUGUUGGGGUUCUCCAGGAUAAAAUUAACAACUGGAGGGAGACUGCUCUUAUUCUAACAGCAAUUUUCUUUCCAGCUGCUGGGAUAUGGUUUAUAGGAAUAUUUCUGCACAGCGUGGAUCGAUCUAAUGAAGAUAGUGAGGGAGUCACUAGAGCUGAAAGAUCAAACACAACGCCCUUGCUUGAAGGAAAGGCUGCUGAGAAAAGCGAACCUUUGGCCGAACCCUGAUUUCUUAUUUCCUCGAAUUCAAGCACUAAUAUUUUGUAGAUAGAACAUGUUUAUAUAUAUUAGGUAUGGAUAAAAUUCAAGGUUUAUUAUUUUAGGUGCAGAUUUGUUAUCAAGAAUGUGUUUUCAUGUUUUGGCAGCUGAAUAACAGGCAUGAUUAUGG